AUGAAAAAACCCCUCAAUGCAGCUCUAAUGGGUUCAUCGGUGGUUGAACAAAUCACAAGGAAGGGAGAUCUAAUCUCCGGCAGGCUUCCCUUGGUUCACUAUCUCCGUCUCCGUCAGCCACCAAUCGUGGAAAGGAAUGGAACGGAGGCAGGCGUGUUGCCGUCAAGUGGCAGCGACGAAUGCUCCUUCUAUCCGACAACAAUCACGCGGGGAGGGAAAGACUUCGAUCCUCAGUUGAUCGGAGAAGAAAGAAACACACAAACAUUCAGAAAAUGGCCAUUGACUCUUAAUCGAUCGCAAGGAAGGGCUGCAAUCGGCGGCCUCAAACCUCCGAGGCCGACCACCUUGCUUCCUCCUACUGUCGGUACAUCCAUUGGCGACCAAGUCGGAGCCAUGAAUGUCAAUGAGAGGGUUGUAGAUCUCCUCAGUCGUCGCCCAGCUGAGUUCAUCCGUCGUUGCGCCGCCAAGCUAGCUGCCAUCCGUGAAGACUGUUGUCGUUCGCUGUUCCGACCAAGCAGGGCGCCUGUUACCUCGCCAAUGAGCACCGCCGACCGCCACACUGUUGAGGAAGGUUGCCAUUGUGAUGUUGCUGCCGGAGAAUCGUCGUUUCUGGGUUCCUACCAUCGUUUGCCACCCAUGGUGCUUGAGUUGGGAAAGUUUCAGUCUCCGGAUCGUGGUUGUGUGUGGUUGCUAUUUGUUUGCUCGGAUGAGGGACAAGAAAGACCACCGCCACCACCAUUGGGUGGUGGCUAG
Messenger RNA from Lactuca saligna, 753 nucleotides. Lineage: Eukaryota; Viridiplantae; Streptophyta; Magnoliopsida; Asterales; Asteraceae. The record is from the annotation of a GenBank genome assembly.